GAGUGUCGGCGUCUGCAGGAGCUUACAGGGCAAGAGUUCACCGGUCUGUCGCUAACUCGGGGAGUUUCUCUCAGUUUGAUGAUAGCAGACGAAGUUUAGAGGCAAAGAACCAAACACAUGAGAUCUACAAAGGAGUCGCUGUCCGCAACAUAACUUCAGCCUUACUCAUGGAUAUAAAUUAAGCCCGUGAAAAUACGCUGGAUACGUUUAGCCGGUGUUAAAGGCGGUGUUUUCAUUGACUUUUGUUUUUAUGGACAGCAACGACGAUGCCCUUUUAAACAGGGGGACGUUUCUUUUUUUUCCUGGGGGUAUUUGAGAGACACAGGACCAAGACAUGAUGUCCAUUGGAGCUGAUAGCUGACACUGUAGAAUGAGAGAGGAUGGAACAGACAGACAACCCUGCCCCUGAGAGCAACAACCCUAAUGGGUUUGUCAACCGAGUGUUUAAUGUUUCUCUGGAUGUGGAGAAUGAAACCAGCAGUGUUUAUAUUCAGGAGACUGGGUCAGGGCCUGCAGAGGUGCAGGGAGAGACCCAGGCUGCCUCUCCUCAGACCCCUGUCAAGGACAGACAGGAGGUCAACCGGAGGCCUCGUGCCACAGGGGGCAUCUGGAAGAUUUUGAACCGAAAGAGAGCUGGCUCCGAGCUGGAGCGCCGACCCCACUCCAUGAUCCUGCCCGGAGAGGCUUCCAUCCCUAAACUCUCGUUUGCUGACAAAGUUCGCUCUUUCAAGAAGCUUAAAUCCCCCUCUGUGUUUAGAGGGAAGGCAGGAAAAUUGUCCACUGCCAAGUUUAGCAGCUCCUUGGUGGAUGAGGACUCCUUCUGCCGUGACAUUGGCACUCCUCAGCAGUCCAGCAGGGGCACACUUAGACACCGUAGCAAAAGGCACUCGUAUGCUGGCUACACAGCAGAAUUUGAAUGCUCGUUUGAAGACCUUGACCUCACAGCUCCUAUAGACGGUCACCAGCCCACUGUACUGGGAGAGGCUGUAACUCAGAAUGGUUGUAAACCAUCAGAAAGAGUUUGCUAUACUAAAAGGAGCCACAACAAUUCAACCAACUGUAACAAAACGGCUGCAGGUUUUGAAGAGCCUUGCAUUAAAGGUAGCCCAAGCACCCACCAGGGUAGAGGAAGGAGGCACAAAGAUGUGUGGAGUUACUUGAGGAGGAUUUCCCUUUUGGGAAAGGCCAAUCCUGUCUACUCAGAGAGAAGCUUUGAGUCUGAGCUUCAUUCUUUGGACAAGACCAUGGACUCAGAUUAUGGUUCUGUAGACUUCGAGAGUGUCAGAGACUUUCAACCACCGCCCCCGAAACACUCUGACGCCAAGGGGCAUUUCGGUGGUCUGUUCAAGUUUUUCAACAGUGUAGCAGAAACAGCCAGAAAAUGGCGGACAACAUCACACUCCUUCUCUCCUCCAGAGGGAGAGAGGACUCAGAUGAGCUCCCCUCGGGCCCCAAAGCACACAGUGGACAACAUUCACAGUGUGUCCCUGACACUCCACAGUGACGGACUUCCAAAAUCCCAACCUGUUCCAUCAUCUCCAGUGACCACUAAAUCCAUACACUCCAGUAGCUUUGACAGUGAGGCUCCAGCACCUGUGACAGGGGGACGAUCACCUAAGGUGGUCCUGAAAGCCUUUAGGGCAUGCCCGGGAUCUCAAGCUGUCAACGGCCUUCAGAGUUCUGAUGACACAGACAAACAUAUAGACAGAGAGACAAACCACAGGUCCACAGCCAUAGUAGAGAAUCAUAUCCCCCAGUCAGGCCCAAACACAGAGACUAAAAAAGAAGCAGAGGUCGAAAGGGAUCCAUUAAACUGUCUCUGUCAAGAGGAAAAGGUAGAGGGCCAGACAGGAAAUGUGCAGGAUUCCAGGGAUGCUCCACCUGACUCCCACCAGAUACAGGAGGUGAAUGUCCAAUCACAACAAGGUGAUAAAGAGAGCACAACCAAUAGUGUACCAGCAUCAGAUUCCACAGAGGAAAUAUUUAAGCUGUGUGAGCAGAUUGCCAGCCAGACAGGCUGCAGUGUAAGACAGCCGGGACAAGUCGUGCCCCACUCUAGCACAGAGAAGACCUCUGUACCUCACAAGCCCCUGCGCCCUCGUCCUCGCCCGGCCUCAGCUGUACUGGACCUGUGGAGGCCCAACCCGGACCGAGAGCUCUACAACCAUUAUAGUGAGGUUGGCUCACUAUGCCGGCGGAGACGCAGGCCUGCUCCCACCAUGCAACACUCCCCGGGGCAGAGACGGAUGACUGCUCGCUCCAGGCCUUGCUCUGUCAUAGAGACCAGUGUUACUAGGGAGACGCAGUCCACGGAGCUGCACCACAGAGCCUUGUCUCGCCCCCCGGGUGUGUCACCGCUAGAGCCCCCACUCAGGGCAUCUCUCCAGCGGUGCCGCUCCCUGCCGCUAGCCCCGAGCACUCUCACUGCCUUGGCGCUGCUCCUGCCACAGUCAGACAUGGGUCAGUCGUCAUCAUCAGUGCGUCUGCGGUCUGGAGGCUCUGGAAGCUGCAGGAGAAGGAGGCUGUUAAGACCUGGUUCUGAACCACUGCAAGUCAACAUUUUGAUAAGUGGAGGUUCAAUCGUCAACGCUGAGGCGGUAUGGGACCAUGUGACCAUGGCGGACCGGGAGUUGGCGUUUAAGGCCGGUGACGUCAUCAAGGUGCUGGACGCCUCCAACAAGGACUGGUGGUGGGGCCAGAUUGAUGAGGAGGAAGGAUGGUUCCCUGCCAGCUUUGUACGGGUGGAACCCCACCCUCCUCAGCCCCAAACAAAACAGGUUUUCUAUAUCAACCCCAUAGCAACUCCACGGUUCCAAAACACCACGUCAAAGCUGUGGGUGAACCAGGAGGAUGGGGGAGCAGAGCCAGCUGAGGGGACGAGCGAAGUGCAGAACGGGCACCUGGACCCGACCAAUGACUGCCUGUGUCUGGGCUCGCCCCUCCAGAACCGAGACCAGAUGAGAGCUAACGUCAUCAAUGAGAUCAUGAGCACAGAGAGACACUACAUCAAACACCUCAAGGACAUCUGUGAGGGCUACCUGCGCCAGUGCAGGAAACGCGUGGACAUGUUCAAUGACGACCAGCUGAAGGUCAUUUUUGGGAACAUCGAGGACAUCUACCGCUUUCAGAUGGGCUUUGUUAGAGACCUGGAGAAACAGUACAACACAGAGGAACCACACCUCUCUGAAAUUGGACCAUGCUUUUUAGAACAUCAAGAUGGCUUUUGGAUCUAUUCAGAAUACUGUAACAACCACUUGGAUGCUUGUAUGGAACUGAGCAAACUGAUGAGGGAUGGCAGGUACCAGCACUUCUUUGAGGCCUGUCGCCUCCUCCAGCAAAUGAUUGACAUUGCCAUAGACGGCUUCUUGCUCACCCCUGUCCAGAAAAUCUGCAAAUAUCCGCUCCAGUUGGCUGAGCUUCUCAAAUACACCGCACAGGAGCACAGUGACUAUCGAUACGUGGCAGCAGCACUGGCAGUAAUGCGGAACGUCACUCAGCAGAUCAACGAGAGGAAGAGGAGGCUGGAGAACAUCGACAAGAUCGCUCAGUGGCAAGCUUCUGUUCUGGACUGGGAGGGGGAUGAUAUCUUGGACAGGAGCUCGGAGCUCAUCUACACUGGGGAGUUGUCAUGGAUCUAUCAGCCGUAUGGACGUAGCCAGCAGCGAGUCUUCUUCCUCUUUGAUCACCAGCUGGUCCUCUGUAAGAAGGAUCUGAUACGCCGGGACAUCCUGUACUAUAAGGGCCGCAUCGACAUGGAUCGCUACGAGGUGCGGGACGCCAUAGACGGGCGUGACGACGACUUUAAUGUCAGUGUGAAGAAUGCCUUCAAACUGUGCAACAAAGACAGUGAGGAGAUCCACAUCUUCCUGGCCAAGAAGCCAGAGGAGAAGAUCCGCUGGCUCAGGGCCUUCCACGAGGAGCGGAAGAUGGUGCAGGAGGAUGAGAAAAUCGGUUUUGAGAUCUCUGAGUACCAGAAGCGACAGGCGGCCAUGACGGUGAGAAAGGUGACCAAACAGAAAGGUGUAAACAGGUGCACGCCCCCCUCAUACCCGCCCCCCCAGGACCCCCUCAGUGCGGGGCAGUAUGAGGUAACGGAGGACAUGGCACAAGGAGAGGUUUUUGAAUUCAGUCAAUCCAAAAGAGGCCAGGCUCCUUUCUGGCAGAAUUUUAGUAGAUUAGCUCCAUUUAAGAAAUAGAGAUACACAGACUCUUCUGAAGGACCAGCUAUUUUUCUUAGAAGCACUAAACACUGGAUGAUCAUGUCCCAUGAAGAAGAAAAAUAUGAAAAACACACAUACACAAGAGACUUUGAAGUUUAAGGACCAAUGUUAAUAUAGAGUAUGAUUGGAAGCAGCAAGAGGACUGAAGACUUGAGAAAUUCAGAAAAAAGAAAACUUUACAAUUCAUAUAUGUUAGUAACGUUCUUAGUUAUCAUGCUUCUCCAGCUGAGUCGACUGUCAUGAACUCUCUCCCCUCGGAUUCUGCAUAUUCACACCAUCUGAAUGUCCUGGAGUUACUGAGAUUGUUAUAUUAUUUCAUUUUGAAUACAUCAUCUGGAAAGUAACACAAGGCCAAGCCAGGGCAUUCCCAGUAGUAUGAUUGUGUCCAAAAGCUGAGAUCUUAAUGUGCUGCUAUGUGAGAUUGCCUGUUACAUUCUUCUGAAUGUGAUAUUGAAUAAUGACGGUCCUCAGCUACUGGCUGUGGCGUCUGAUGGACAUGUGAAGCUCUACCAUCAGCAUCAUUUCUGAGUUAGAUCCAUUCCGCCAAUGAUCACAGACCGGUCAGGCCAUCUCUGCUCUACUGAUGUCUGCGUCUGGAUCUCCCCCUCACUCUCAACGCUCCAUAGUCCACUCUCUAGCCAUUUGCUAGAUUACAUUUAGUAGCCCUCUCUUCAUCAAGUCUGAUGUUCACAGUGUUUCUCUCACUCUCUUACCAUCCCUCUUGUCCUUUCUGUAUCUCUACCCACCUGCUCAGUCUCUGUGAGUCAGUGGCUCUCAGAGGAAGAGCUUCAUUCUUUUGGAAACCUGCCAAUGGCCAUGAUACGAUGGGUCAGGGAACAAAUCAAUAGUUGGAACAUCAGUAGAAUAUUUACAUCCAUUCACCAACCACUUUUGACAGGGUAUUCAUAACCGAUCACGCCGAGGGGCUGUGGGUUGCAUUUGACGGAGAGCUUGCCGCUCAGAUAAAACAGCUGGGAGGAGGAGAUAGGCAGGCUACAGUCCACCUGCCUUGUGUCAGAGCUCCUCCCCACUCUCCCCAGAGACCACCCCUGUAGCACUGUGCUGGCAGCUCACUGGGCGUUUGGAAAGAGCACAGCCUACCUCUGGAAAUCCACUGAGAGCUAAAAGUGAAGUUGAUGCAUUGGCCAUGGUCUAAAAUGAUAUAUCUUUUUCAGGUCAGCUGUAAAAAAAAAACACAAAAAAAAAAAAAAAAAGACUUCUUCAGUUGACUUAAUUAUUUCGUAUUGCUCACAUUGUAAAAAGCACAGCACAUAUUCAAUCUGAGGAGUACUUUUUCCUCUCAUUUGAGUAGGAGCAAUGCCACAGUGUGAGAUAUCAGAAAGAACCCUAACUCGCCCAAGGGGAAAUGGUCAAAAAAAUGGCAGAAAUUAUAAAUGAUUGGGACAACCAUAUCAAUUGGUUGUGAGCACACUGCAGAAGUGUGAGCCAACACCAUAGGGGAGGCAGAAAGGUACAUUUAAUCUGUAGCAUGCAGGUGUCCUCUGACAGGAUUCAUACGUCUCUAAAGGCUCCAGCUUCACAAUCUUGGCACUCCUCCCCCGUCACGUUGUUUUCCAGUUCAGAUCCGUGUUCUGGCCGUUAGAUCGGCGUUGUUAAGUGAUUUACAGAGGACCACCGCCCAAUCAGAUUGAUUUGUUUAGUCAACAAUGUCCCCGAGUUGCUGUGAGCGAGGUCCCGUGCUAUUUCAGCAGAGGUGUUAGAAAAGGGAAGAUCUACUGAAGAGAAACUACUAAUUUACACAUGUCAUGAAGGUGUAUUCUUUUAUAAAGUUGGAAUGUAAGUGACAUAUCUGUCCUUGGUUUGUGAUCAUAUUUUGACCUCAGAUACAGAAGUACAUUUUGUGUUGAAUUAUAUCACCUGAUGGACAGUACAUAUACAGUAUGACAACUUGUGCAAUGUGAUAUAUCAUAUUAUAUCUUCACUAUUCACUACAACGUGAUAUGAAAGAGUUAUAUAUCGUUCUAUGUCAUUUGUUUGCCUUCUUAUAGGCCUUAUAACCUAUUGGAAAAAAGACCUUAGAAUUGCUUUGUAUGUUGUGUAAUUUAUGUUUUGUUUCAGUAAAGAAAGUUGAGAAACGGGUGAGUUGGCUGCUGGUGUCUGUAGAGAUGGCUCCCAGUGAGAUUGUUGUGGAAGAUAAUUCCCAGGUCUGGCACAGCAAAAAGAUAUGGUUCCCAGGCCAUGAUAACCUCAGGUCCCGUGCUACACCCACCCCCAUUCCCCUACUCCACGCCACCACCAGUAACAACAUACAGACACAAGCGUGCAGACAAACACACCCACACACACACACACACAAGCACACAGACACAUAAUCAUACGCACUUGCUGGCCCGUUCUGCUGCGGAGAAGAGAGAUGCUAUCUAACAGUGCCUUCCAGCAUUCCACUAGUGAUUAUCUAUUCAGUUUCACAGGCAGAUUUGAAUUAGUCAUGUAUUUUCCCUUCAGUGUGGGACUUGCAUUCUCUCUCUCUCUCUCUCUCUCUCUCUCUCUCUCUCUCUCUCUCAUACACACUGGGAAUUCCUCGUUCUCCAGUGCAUGAGAUCCACUCGGACAGAAACUUAGAGGUCAGGCCUUUUCCAUAUGAGUAGAUACUGUGCUGUCUGACUGAAACACUUUAAAACACCUUAUUAUAUUAUAUCACACUUACAUAGCGGUAAUUUUAUUGCACAAAAAGGAGUUACUUCUGAUUUCAGACGUUUAGAAACUACAUAGAAUUCCUUUAUUGUUAUCUAUUUAACAUGCUGAAAGAUGGUUUAAUUUGAAUAUAUAGUAGGAAACAGAUUUUCAUUAGUCAAGAUAGAUUUCACAUUUCAAAGUAUAUUAUUAACAGUGAGUUAUGAAUCAAAAGAAGAAUCAUCUAUUUUACCUUUAUCAGCUACACACUGUAAAUAAUGUAAAAAAGAACAGAUCAUAUAUUUGGAUAUUGGUAUUUUGCGUUGGAGACGAAUGUUGUUCCAGUUCUAGCGUGCGGUAGACCUCAGUACCAGGUAAAUGCAUGCUUGUGGCAUCCAAUAUUUUGCAUGAGACUUAAGACAACUCUUAACAGAUUGUUUAGUUUCAUUUACCUUCCAAUGGGAUUUUUUUUCCACAACACAGAACCAUUCAUUUGUGAACCCAUACCAUCUCACUAAAAGGGAGUUUUCUCUGUCCACCUGUCUCCUGCUCACUAUACAUUACAGGUUGUAGCUUCUGUGUUUAUUUAUUGUCAGGCAGAGGGGAACAUCUGUCCUCAUUUCCCCCUGAAUCAAAGAAUGAACUGUUGAUAGGUGAAAUGAAAGGCACUGAUGCUCUUUUUGCCCAGAUAUAAUGGGCACUAUAAACUGUAACAUUAUUUUAAAUAUUGAUUUCUUUUCUUUGACUCCAACCUACACUGUCAUAGUCCAAACUGCUGGGUUUUUUAUUUUAUUUUAUUUGGAAUGCCAUUAACCGCUGAGGCAAAACGGGUAUCAUUUUUCUAUGACAACAGUGAACCAAAUAGGAGUUAGCGCUGAUCAUGGAUGUUUGUGUAUAGAUUUGUAGUCAAGCAGAAGAGCUGAAUAAAUGCGAAACCUCUCGGGAUGAGCUAAAAAUAAACAUAAUCCUGAAGACGCACACACACACACACACACACACACACACACACACACACACACACACAGUACUUCAUUGCAAUUCAUAUCAUGCUCUUGUUUCUACUUAAGAAAUUAUUCUUUGAAGUACAAUGACUUGACAGUACAAAUUAAUUCCUCACUUGUAUUUAUUGAAUGCAGUAUUAAAUAGUACCAUUUGGCCACAUUGUUAAAAGGAUGUAUAUAUUGGUCUUAUUUUCUUAUAUAAUUACCAUUCUGACCUUGUACCGAGAGCCGAGAGAACAGCCUUCUGUGCGGUUGAAUAUUUUUUUUUUCUCUUUCUGGUCACAAAACUAAGACAGCCAAGUUAGCAGACUGUCAAUCGGAUGCAUCAGAGGUUGCUCAGAUUUAUGUAAUUCCUUUUAGUCCAGGGUGUACAUGAGCUGCUAACCGCGUUCACUCACAUUUAGCAUAGCAUCUUCAGUAGGAACUCCUUGCAGUUGGUUAUGAAGUCCUGUGUUGUUUCAGAAUAGUCAGGGUACAACAGAGUCUUCAAUGAGCCAUAUAUUGAUGUGGUGUUCAAUGACAACAAGGUUAACAGAAGACUGACAUCCCACUUUUGGAAUCUAUCCAUUGUAUAUUACCAUCUAGUUUGAGGUCUGAAUUUUUGCCUAUCACAGAAAAAUUUACUCACAGUAUCCACAUCCUUUGUCACCAUAUGCAAACAUUUGUCAUUUUCUUUCUUGCCGGCCUUUUGAGUUUGAUUAUUUGUUGUAGAAAUGAAAAACCUGAAAAAUAAUGCCUAUUCAAUCCAGAAACUGUGAAUGGGAGAGUGGAGAUGUCAACUGUAUGUACAUUAUAUGUUUUGAUGUAAUCAGAAGCACUGGGAAUAUGUUGUACUUUGCUGUAAAAAUAAAUCCAUAUCUGAUAUAGCUGUACUUUUGUUGAAAAUAAAACCUCUACAGAACCUG
Molecule: messenger RNA, 8760 nt
Organism: Dicentrarchus labrax (European seabass)
Lineage: Eukaryota; Metazoa; Chordata; Actinopteri; Moronidae
Product: rho guanine nucleotide exchange factor 9
Exons: 15
Coding region: 381-4196 (1271 amino acids)
Molecular function (GO): guanyl-nucleotide exchange factor activity; protein binding
Source: RefSeq, a predicted model, not a curated record